GCUGGUAUUGCCCAUCUCUAACUGUCACAAGUAGUGAUGACAGAAAACCAAAUGAAUAUAUCUGUAUCAGGUGGCAAUGUUUUUAUUGGUGAUCACAUGACAGUUAACCUUACUCCUACUGGUAUUUCCAGUGAAGUAAAGAGUUCUAAUUCUGCAAAAGAUGGCAAAGUCAGGGCUUCCAAUUGGCGCAAAGCAGAUUUUGAGUAUUUCCAGAGAAGCGAAUUAGAUGAUCAACUUGAAAGAUUGCAAAAAGGAGUUCCGAUAAUUUUGCACGGUUCAAUUGGAGUUGGAAAAUCAUCUGCUGCUUUUAAUCAUCUUGUUGUCAACAAGAACAAAUAUGACAUCAGUUGGUUCGUGGAUCUUAGGAACUCUGACAGCGAACGAGUCGUUGAAUCAUUGACAAUAUUAGCGAAAGAGUUUGGAAGCAAUACGAGUUAUAAAGAAUUGCUGGCAUCUAUUGAGAAAAGAGCCGAAGAAUUGAACGUAAUUUUUUUGCUCGACAACUUGGAGUCUGAGAAUAUUGAAGAAGAAUGGCUUGACGAUUUAUUGAAUAUUCGUGAUUCAAUCCAUAUUCUCAUCACCACUAACAAUCGCGACCUCAACCAUCUUCUUUGGAAUUAUUCCAAGAAAAUUGAAGUGGAUCGAUUUCAUCGCGGAAUAGAAUUUUUUAAAGAACUCGAGGAUGACCCAGAGAUGAAAAGACGGCUCUGUGACUAUUUUAGCUGGAAUAUUCUUGGCUUAACAGCUUCCAAAGACUACAUCGUCAAAAACAAAAUAUCUAUUGAUAAAUAUCUAGCCAUGCAAGAACACAAAGAAGCGGCUAAGAAAAUUCGCGAUAAAGAGCAAAAUAAGAAAAGAAAGCACUUGUAUAUUGCAGUGCAAACCUGUCUAGAACAAAUUGACGAUAAGUUCUUUCCUGUCAUUGCAGCUGUAGCUUUUCUCGCUAAUAAUGGAAUUCCAGAAUUCCUUUUAAGCAGUCAGCUACCUUCAAGUGAUCUCCACAUCAAUACAACAGAAAUGGAAGAUCUGUGCGAUAACGUUAAGUCGCUGAUUCAAAUGACAAGAGAAGGUGAUGUUCGCCUUUUUUCAUUCCAUUCCUUCACCCAACUCGUUAUCAGUGAUAUGGUCGAUGAAAAAGAAAGCAUUAAGUCAGAAGUACUUUAUAAGUUAGCAGGAGUUUUUAUGAAAAACAUCAGUAAAGAUAAUCGUUUCUCAAAAAAUGAUUGUCAGCAGCGUAUUGUUCGUAAGCACGCAGAGAUAUUCUUAAAUAAAUGGAGGAAUAAAAAGAAAGAUGACAGAACAAAGAUGGCGUUAGCUAGACUGGCAGAGCUCAUUGGAUUCACGUACACCCAAGAGCAACCUCCUGUGCUACAAAAUUGGACACUUUCUUCGAAACGUCGAGAGAUCUUCUCCAUGAGUUGUGUGGUGUGACUGAAGAUGACUUGCAACCUGCUCAAUCGUUUUAUUCGUUUACAAGCGCUUUCUGGGAGGAGUCUGUUGAUAAGAAAGAAAUAUACAGCAUAACUCACUCUACAUCAUGCGUAGCUAAAAAAUUAAUGAAAAAGAUGAAAGAAAAGAGUUCCAAGAUACCAUGCA
Molecule: messenger RNA, 1596 nt
Organism: Xenia sp. Carnegie-2017
Lineage: Eukaryota; Metazoa; Cnidaria; Anthozoa; Malacalcyonacea; Xeniidae
Exons: 3
Coding region: 37-1431 (464 amino acids)
Source: RefSeq, a predicted model, not a curated record